Scedosporium apiospermum is the source of this 1701-nucleotide messenger RNA. RefSeq lists its product as uncharacterized. The record is from RefSeq and is a predicted model, not a curated record. Lineage: Eukaryota; Fungi; Ascomycota; Sordariomycetes; Microascales; Microascaceae. Gene Ontology annotation, biological process: DNA-templated transcription. The transcript is spliced from 7 exons. Bases 1 to 1701 code for a protein of 566 amino acids. Gene Ontology annotation, molecular function: DNA binding; zinc ion binding.
AUGAAACGUCGCGGCGUAUGCCUCAUAGAGCCCUACCUCGUCGUCUGUAUCAUCCUGCUGACUGGCCCGCAGCCGUCUGCAAAGCUCCAAACCUGGACUGCUGCCUGCACACCCGCGGAGCCUGCAUCGCAAGCCGUGUCGGCAGCCUGGGAGUACCCUGAGAUUGCCGAUCCGUCCGUCAUUGAGACUCUCGUAAACGUCUACCACAACGUCGUCCAUCCUAUUCUCCUCUACUUCCAUUGGCCAACCUUUCUAGCCAGCAUCCGUUCCAAACGUUACAUGCAUGAUCGCACCUUUUACGUCUUGACAAUGGCCGUUUGUGCGACGGCUUCCACGCGUAUCCACAACAGCGCCUCUAUUGGUACACCGCCCGGUGUCUCCCGCGCCGCAGCCCCGUCAUCUAAGGCGUUCUAUCAAGCUUGUCUCGACGCACUCCCAUCGCUGAUUAUGGAGACAGCCGACUUUGACUUGAUGCGCACAGAGGCCCUGCUUGGGAUGCUCUGCCUGGAAUAUAACGACAUACGUGGCUGUUACGCGCACCAGCAUCGGUACUUGGCUAUGUGUUCUGAGAUGGGCUUUCACGAUGAGAAGCGAUGGCCGCCUAAUCUUUCUGAGAUCGACAUACAGGAGCGACGUCGCCUUUUCUGGCAGCAAUACCAUUUUGAUAUAUACUUGGCCACAAUUUUCGAGUCCCCGAUACGGCACCGCAGCGAGACUCAAUGCUACGUAUUAUACCCAGCAGAAGUGUUUGACGACGAGGACAUCUCUGCCAGUGAGGUCACCAUACGCCCUCCCGAAGAAUACGUAUCUUUUAUCCGCGGGUGGAAUUUUGUCACCGAUCUUUAUCGCAUACUCGAGCGUGUCAAUGAGCGCACACGAACACGGCAGCUAAAGGAUGGCCAUCCAGGCGGGCCAGUCAGCCAACUUUUUGCGAGAACGAGCUCCCCAAACGACAGCCCGAGCGCAAAGGAUGUCUUGGCCCUGGCACAGGAGCUCUACGACAAGCUGCCCCCCAUGUUCAAGCAGGCGAAUCCCAUAUCGGGGAAUCUGCGCGAGGACAGAUAUGGUUACCAGUCCGCCAAUAUCGUUAUCACAAUGACAACGGUCGAGAUUGUUCUGGCGGGAUGUGAGGAGCAGAAUGUUUCGAAACUGUGCGCCAUGGCUGGCGAGCUUCUUGAUCAGCUGUCCACCAUCCCGACUGCAUACAUACAGUCCACUUCCUCCGCCAUGAUACACCACCUAGCUGGAGUAGGGCAUGUCCUCGGUCGUGUAGUCAAUGCACCACUUUCGCAGUGGAGGUACAUCCAGAUCCGAUCUACUCUUCUCGCCAUGGCCGACCUUGUGAGCAGCUUGGAGACGGCGAUUCGAUCCACCGUCGGCAUAGCCCCCAGGCUGCGCGACCAUGUGAAGCGCAUCGACUGCUACAUGGCCGAUGCUGCUAGGACGGGGAAGGACGAGCACAUUCUGCAUAGUGCGCUGCCGCCGGAUUCAUCAUCCAAUACGUCAUUAAACCACAUCCAAGGUCAUGGUCAAGACACAGCGUGCGAGAAGGGUUCUAACUUGCCCGCCAGCUCCAAGCCUCCCCUAGACCCUGCCAUGCCGCCACAGUCCUCAGAUAGGUCGAUUUCUACCGUAGAUGUUAUGGAUUGGCCUUUUGAUUUUGGCCAGGGACCUGUAUUUAAUUUCCUUGGCUUCGACUAA